Messenger RNA from Schistocerca cancellata (South American locust), 3530 nucleotides. RefSeq names its product ATP-dependent DNA/RNA helicase DHX36-like. Gene Ontology annotation, molecular function: ATP binding; DNA helicase activity; G-quadruplex RNA binding. The transcript has 19 exons. Gene Ontology annotation, cellular component: intracellular anatomical structure; cytoplasm; nucleus. NCBI's taxonomy places the organism in Eukaryota, Metazoa, Arthropoda, Insecta, Orthoptera, Acrididae. The record is from RefSeq and is a predicted model, not a curated record. The coding region runs from base 108 to 3371 and encodes 1087 amino acids.
AGAUGCAGACAAGUGACAACCCGUAUCAAUAGUAUUUGAAAGUGCCAAACAUAGGAUACAUUUCGUGUGUUGUGAAUUUUGUGUAAUGUUUUUUGAUUGAUAAACAUAUGUAUCGCCGAAAUAGACGUGGGGGUGGCCCGAAGUGGUUUCGAACAGGGGAUCGUAACAGACAGGAAAGCGAUUAUAAAAAUAAUGGCAGAGGUGGUCCCAGCUAUGAGAGACACAGUAAUCGCUCUGAAGACCGACCUAGAGGAAGAGGAAGAGGACGCCCUCCAGGACUGCGUGGCAAAGAGAUUGGUUUGUACUACAGGGAUCUGCACAAGAGGAAGAGAUUGGAAGAAAAGUUAUUGGUGAGACAGCGAAUCAAGUUAAAUCCAUCAUGUAGAGAGAAAAUUAUGAGGUUGUUGCAUACAGCAGAGAGAAAAUGGGGAUGUCCUGAUAAAAGACCUUAUCUGUUAAAUGCUGUAAAGACCGAAGAAGAAGAGUCACAAAAUUCUGAGGGAAUUGUGCAUACAGCUGAGAGAAAAGGGGAAUCUCAAGAUGAAAAACCUAAUCUGUCAAUUGCUAUCAAGACUGAAGAAGAAGAAGAAGAAGAAGAAGAAGAAGAAAAACCACAAAAUGCUGAGGUAAUUGUGCAUGCAGCAGAGAGAAAAUGGAAAUUUCCAGAUGAAAAACCUAAUCUGCCAACUGCUACCAAGACUGAAGGAGGAGGAUCACAAAAUGCCGAGUGUGGAUCAUUUUCAAAAGGACUGGAACAUAAAUAUAAGCACAUUAGGGACUCUCGGUUCAAGCAACAGUUCAUUCGUAGUGUAACAGGCAACAUGGAAUCCAAUCUUGAGCACUCUCUCUCAGUCCGUGUUCCUAUCAGUAAACGCAGAGAUCCUGAUUUAGACAAAAUCCUAAAGCAGCAACUGGAGCAGAGGCAGAUGGCUGGAGGACCACUUCUGAGCUUCCGGCGUACUUUACCAGCGUAUAAAAUGCAGAAAGAGAUACUAGAAAUAAUUGCUGCCAACCAGGUUGUCCUGCUGAGUGGUGAAACAGGCUGCGGAAAGACAACACAAGUGGCACAGUUUAUUUUGGAUGCAGAAAUUGCCGCUGAGCGAGGAUCUAUAUGCCGCAUAGUCAAUACACAACCUCGGCGCAUUAGUGCCAUUUCUGUGGCCCAGAGAGUUGCUGAAGAACGUGAUGAACCAUGUGGUGGGCAAGACAGCAGUUGUGGAUACCAAAUACGACUUGAGAAGGCAUUGCCACGACACACUGGCUCAAUACUUUACUGUACUACUGGAAUCCUGCUACAGUGGAUGCAGUCUGAUCCUGCACUGCCUGACAUCUCACAUAUAGUUCUUGAUGAAAUCCACGAACGAGAUAUAAUUUCUGACUUCGUGAUGACCAUUUUGAAGGAUGUCUUACCUAGGCGGCCUGAUCUUAAAUUGGUGUUGAUGAGUGCAACAUUGAAUGCCGAGUCAUUUUCGCGGUACUUCGACAACUGUCCUCUCAUAAACAUCCCGGGAUUCACUUAUCCUGUUCAGGAACUUUACCUGGAAGAUGUGCUGCAGAUUACUGGGUUCGCUAUGCCAAUAUGUAAUGACUCAGACAGAGGCUAUUUGAGGUAUAUCGCAACAGCGAGAAAGAGGCAUAAGAGGGAAGAAUAUGAGAACUGGAUAGCACCAUAUAUCAGGAAACUAGAAACGGAAGGAAAGUACUCAACAAGGGUGAUACACAGUCUGAGAAAUCCUGAUUGUGAGGAGCUGAAUAUUGAGCUUAUUCGUGCUUUGGUUCAGUACAUAUGUAAGAAUAAGCCAGAGGGUGCCAUUCUUGUUUUUCUACCUGGUUGGGAUAAUAUUUCUGCACUGAACAGAUCAUUGGAAGAAAGUGGUGCAUUUCCACCAUAUAAGUAUCGUAUAAUUCCUCUCCAUUCUCUGAUGCCUACUGUGAUGCAGAAAUCUGUGUUUGAGAGACCGCCUCCAGGAGUCCGUAAGAUUAUAAUUUCAACAAGCAUCGCGGAGACCUCAAUAACAAUAGACGAUGUUGUAUAUGUUGUGGACUGUGGUAAGACCAAGAUGAAAAACUUUGAUAUUGAAAAAAACAUAUCUACCCUGCAGCCAGAGUGGGUGAGCCUUGCUAAUGCAAAGCAGCGGCGUGGACGAGCUGGAAGGGUGCAACCUGGUGUGUGCUAUCACCUUUAUACCAGAGCACGUGAAAUGUUACUACAAGCAUAUCCUUUGCCGGAAAUGCUGCGUUCACGAUUGGAGGAGGUGAUUUUGCAAGUGAAAAUCCUGCAGCUGGGCCGAGCUGCCGAAGUUCUCACCCGCGUGAUGGACCCCCCAGAUUCGAGAGCUGUUGAUCUCUCCUUAGAGCUGCUGCACACACUAGGUGCACUUGACCAGGACGAGACCCUCACUCCUCUGGGCUUCCACCUGGCUCGCCUCCCACUGGACCCUCAGACUGGCAAGAUGAUUCUCAUGGCAGCAAUCUUUGGUUGUAUUGACCCUAUAUUCUCCAUUGCUGCCAGUCUCAGCUUCAAGGAUGCCUUUGUAAUACCACUGGGAAAAGAGAGUCAAGUGGAUGCUGUAAAACGUGAGCUUGCUGCAGGAAGCUGCAGUGACCACAUAGUAUUGGCAGAGGCAGUACGGAGAUGGGAAGCCUCAGGUUCGGGGCGUUCUGGCUUUUGCCACCGUUAUUUCCUCUCGUGGAACACUCUCACUUUACUAAAGAAUAUGAAGAAGCAGUUUGCAGAGCAUUUGUACGAGAUGAAUUUUCUUGCGACGGCUGAUCCAAAGGAUGGGAGAGCCAAUAUUCACUCCAAUAACCGCAGUCUUAUCAAGGCCAUUGUAUGUGCUGGUCUGUAUCCUAAUGUUGCCAUUGUCAGGAAAGUGCGGAAGGCACGGAAAGCAAUGAAGUACUCUGUAACAUUGGACACACCUGAAGAUGGCAGAGUUAAACUGCAUCCAAAGUCGGUGAAUGAGCAGUGCCCCGAAUUCCCAUCUCCUUUGCUGGUCUACCACCAAAAACUGCGGAGCACAGCUGUCUAUUUGCACGAUACUACGAUGGUGUCACCACUAGCUGUGCUGUUCUUUGGCUGUGGCAUAGUUUAUGAGGGAGAGGACUCUGGUGAUGGUGUUGUUGUACUGCCUGGGGACCUUCGGUUUGCCUGUUAUAGGGAGACUGCUGAUGUAAUACAAAGACUUCGAGAUAGUCUUGAUCAGCUGUUAGCGCACAAGGUUAGCCAUCCUGGGCCUAUUGACUGGAGCCCAAGAAGUGAUGAGGCACCACUGCUCAGGGCCAUAAUGGAUGUGUUGUCAUACGAAGACAUUGAAUUGCGCACAGUGGCAGAAGAAGUAGACAGUUGUGGUGAAGAUGAUGAUUUUUGAUAGUAAUGCAUAAUGAGUAUGCUGAGAAGACAAACAUUGCAAGUGCAUUUUGUACUCUUUGUGUGUGUGUGUGUGUGUGUGUGUGUGUGUGUGUGUAUGUGCGCGCACAUACGAAAUAUGAUAUUUAUUUUUGUUGAUGAUGAUCUCAAUUUGUCUUGA